Messenger RNA from Effrenium voratum, 1264 nucleotides. NCBI's taxonomy places the organism in Eukaryota, Dinophyceae, Suessiales, Symbiodiniaceae. The record is from the annotation of a GenBank genome assembly.
AUGUGCCACAUUGUUGUCAUAGUGUUCUACUUUGCUGCAUUUCAUUGCGCGGCUGGCGUGGGAUUUUGGGGCAAAUGUGUAUGGACGUUUGCGGGCGUUUCCCGCUGCUUCAGUUCAAAUCGAAAGUUAGGGGUCUGGCUUCGCCAUGGCAACUCACGAGGCGUCGGUGUUGCUUGGAAACUCAUUUUGCGCUCGUUCCUACGCCAGGACGACUACGAUUUUUUAUACAAAGUCGUAUUGGUUGGUGAUGCCACGGUGGGCAAGACUCAUUUAUUGUCCCGCUACAUCAAAGGCUUUCUGCCCAAAAACCCCACCGCCACGAUUGGCGUGGAGUUUGCGACCCGAACUGUCCCAUUAGCUGUUGGAGGUACAGUGAAGGCACAGAUAUGGGACACAGCAGGGCAAGAGAGGUAUCGAGCCAUCACCAGUGCACACUACCGGCGAGCCGUUGGAGCGCUUCUCGUGUACGACAUUACAAGAGAAGGAACCUUCAAGAGCUGUACGAAGUGGAUGGAGGAGCUUCGGCAAAGUGCGGAGCCUGACAUUGUCAUCAUGCUCGUGGGCAACAAGGUAGAUCUGGUAGAGAAGGAUCCCUCCACGCGCCAGGUCUACUUCGACGCAGCGCAGGAGUUUGCAAAGCUGCAUGGCCUGAUCUUUGCAGAGGCCAGCGCAGUCACUGCCCACAACGUAAAGUACAUUUUCGAGCACUUGCUCCAGGAGAUUUACGAUCAGACCUCCAAGAGGAGAGAGCAGCAGAGCAUCGACACCAACAUGGUGGGCGGCAUUCAGGUUGCCGCCAUUGGGCCGAAGCAGGACAGCGGGGAUCCCAAAUGGGCCUUUGCCGUGGGUUUGAAUGUGAAGCUGUCGCCCCGCAAGAGCGCUGCCGUGUGCUUCCUGGAGCAGCGGCUUCUGAGGGCGGACAGCGACAGCAAAAUCAAGACCAUGAAAGACAGCUUGUACGAUGGCGUCAGCGGAUGUGGCGAGGGCAGAUACAAGUACCUCAAGCUGCGGUCCACCACGGAUCUCAACAAGAGGUAUGCCGAGCCCGCCACCAGCUCCCAGGAGUUCGGCUGGACCCAGCCAACAGGUGAGUAUCGGGCAUCGCCGUUUUGCCACAAGCCUGGCGUGGCGGAAUGCUUCAACCGCCCGAGCGGUGCGGUUACGUACAAGGACCUGCCGUUGCAGUCGAAGCCCUGAGAUGUCGGAAAUCGGGCGGUGACAAAAUCUCCCAGUUCUCAACCUGACGCUCGGAUCUUUACGCACG